CCGCAGGGGCAGACACUCCUCUGCCUUCCACUGCACAUAUUCAGAUUACAGAUUGUUACUUCUGUACAAUAAUCAUACACGUGCUGUGGUGGCUUUGUAUUUUAGCCUAUAAGCUAUCAAGACCUUAUCAACGGGUCUUCGGAAAUCAUAACAAAGGGACACAGACUUAUUUUGCAAUCUAAUGUGUUUAACAACACCAGAUCUCCUGAAGUUAAACUUGAGAAACCUUUGCACAGGCUUUGGUAGAAUGAUUUUGAAUGGUUUUAAGUGAUUGUAAAUGGUUUUAAUUUAAAGCAGCAAAACGAACCUGAGGGCAAAAUCAACGUGAUAAGUGUAAUUUAUGGCAUCUGAGAGCUGACGUGUAGUUUGAUAUGGUAGCUGAUGUUUAGUGCACUUGUUGUCUGGAAUCCUCUGCUUUGAAGGGUAACACCGAAUACCAACAACAAAUUACAGAAAGAAGUCUACACCAUCAUAAACAGUUACAAUGAUUCUGAGCCACUUAGAAAUGUGGAGCGAAGAUGAAUUCACCACACAUUUAAUUCAACCAAGGAGUGGGUUAUUUCUUCCAUGGAGAAUGAAGAAGAAGCAUGUUUUUUUUGGAGUCUUGGCUUUGCUGCUGGUAGCACUUUGUCUAUUCCUGGGGCUCUUUUUUGGAUUACGCUCAGCACCUCCACAGAAUGGCAUGUACCUUUACAAAAAAGCAGUGGUUGCAUCAGAUGCAGGACCUUGUUCAGAAAUUGGCAGGGACAUCCUGAAGAAAGGUUCGGCAGUUGAUGCAGCCAUUGCUUCUCUGCUUUGUGUUGGACUCAUGAAUGCUCACAGCAUGGGAAUUGGAGGAGGAGUGUUUUUCAACAUAUAUAAUGCUUCCACAGGUGCUGUUGAAAUAAUCAAUGCCAGGGAAACUGCGCCCAAAAAUGCAUCCGAAGACAUGUUUGGAAACAACACACAGCUCUCCCUAACAGGUGGUUUAUCUAUUGCUAUUCCAGGAGAAAUUCGAGGUUAUAAGAUGGCACAUGAGCGCCAUGGCAGGUUACCGUGGAAAGAUUUGUUUGAACCUAGUAUCAAACUGGCUGAAAAUGGCUUUCCUGUUGGAGCAGCGCUUGCUGCUGCUAUAAAGAGGAAGAAAGCUGAAAUAGAAAAAAAUAUUGUACUUUGUGAAAUAUUCUGUAACAAACAAGGAACUAUAUUGCAACAAAAUGAAAUUAUCGUGUUUAAAAAACUGGCUGAAACCCUGAGGACUAUAGCUGAAGAAGGAGCUGAGGCUUUUUACACAGGAUCACUGGCCUCUAACAUUGUCCAGGACAUCCAGAAGGAAGAAAAUCCACUCAAGUUCAACAUUGGCGAAUAUACGAUGUAUGUUCCAAAUGCUCCAUCCAGCAGCCCUGUUCUUGGACUCAUUCUGAAUAUACUGAAAGGAUAUAAUUUUACCCAUGACAGCAUGUCCACAGUGGAGAAGAAGGUCCUUACCUACCACAGGAUUGUUGAAGCCUUCAGGUUUGCAUAUGCCAAGAGAACCUUACUGGGAGACCCAAAAUUCGUUAAUAUCUCAGAUGUGAUCAGUAAUAUGACUUCAGAAUAUUUUGCCAGCGGUCUCAGGGAUAAAAUUACUGAUGACACAACGCACCCAAUCCAGUACUAUGAGCCUCAUUUCUACUUUCCUAACAAUUCUGGUACUGCCCACCUGUCCUUGAUGGCCGAGGACGGCAGUGCAGUAGCAGCAACCAGCACCAUCAACCAGUACUUUGGGUCACUGGUUCUUUCUCCGAGCACCGGAAUACUGUUUAAUGAUGAAAUGGAUGAUUUCAGCUCACCAUAUAUAAUCAAUGGAUUUGGGCUCCCUCCUUCACCCAACAAUUUCAUUGUGCCAGGUAAAAGGCCCUUAUCAUCCAUGUGUCCAGCUAUUUUAAUAGAUAAGAAUAAGCAGGUCAAGAUGGUUGUCGGAGCAUCGGGUGGCACAAAGAUUACAUCUGGAACAGCACUGGUGAUAAUGAAUUCUCUGUGGUUUGAUUAUGAUGUAAAGAAAGCUGUGACAGAACCUCGUUUACACAAUCAGCUUUACCCCAACAGUACUCAGGUGGAACCAGGCAUAAGUGAGGAGAUAAUAAAGGGAUUGCAGCAGAAGCACCAUGAAAUAGCAAACACGUCAACUGGAUCUGUGGUUCAAGCAAUUGUGCGGACAGGUGACAUGCUAUCUGCAGAGAGUGAUUAUCGGAAAGGAGGCUACCCAGCAGGCUACUGAGCAGCUCAUUUUCACUCUGUAAUGUUCACCAUCAUCAUCUUCAUUAUGUGGAGAUGACCUGGCUCAGUGCUGAAUAUUGUCCUGCAUGCUGGGAGACCAAAAUCUAUUCUAGGACCAGUCAGACUGGACAUGCCUUAUUCCUUUUUAGGGGAAUUUUUAUUGGGAGUAAAAUCUUCAGACUACAUAUCAGUUAUGCAUCAUUUGGAAGUAUUUUCUGAAUGCACAGCCUUAUCUCUUCCUGGCCAAAUGCUAAAUCAUCUUCCAUCUAUCUACACUGUACACUUGAAAAUGUUUAUGCCAUGAAUUCCAAGCAUGUUUGUCAUGUAAAACUUAACCACACUUCACAAAUGAAUUCCAACUUACAUGAAAAAAAAUGAAAUAUUUUUUUCUGUGUGCUAACUUUAUUUUUAGUUAAAGCCAAAUACAUUAGUUACUGCAGGCCAUGUGUUUAGAAUGCUGGUUCUAGAUUUAAUAUGCCACUGCAUGCAGAAACUAUCAUGGCUGACACAGCACUGUGAUUUUAUUAGUAUAUAAAUAGUUUUAAGGAUGGAAUCUUUUUUCAAGACAAAUCAAAGAGUGCCUUGGUAUUGUACAUAAUGAUAUUCUUCAUCAAAACAAAUAUUUAAAAAAAUGUGCUAGUAUUGUGCGAAUUUUGUGGCUCAGUCUCCAUGUGGAGUCAGGCUAAUCCCAUAUGUAAGCAUACAGACUGCAAAACUGAGAGAUGAGCAGCAUUAAAUGCAGAUGUUCCUGGAGCUAGGCACACAUAGCCAUCAAAGACAAUUUAGUUCAAUGUAUUUUUAUUGAGAUAAUGUAUAGCCAGUGACUUAUGUCACUACAAGCUGUCACUUUAUGAGAAAAUGAUCAAGCCCAAAAAUAUUUCAAAUUAAGGAAAUGUUUCUAAAUGUUUGUUACAAAGCACAUAAUGUAUUGUGAAUGUCCUCAACGUGAUAUUAAAAAAUGUACUGUGCCAAUUUCAA
Molecule: messenger RNA, 3216 nt
Organism: Protopterus annectens (West African lungfish)
Lineage: Eukaryota; Metazoa; Chordata; Ceratodontiformes; Protopteridae
Gene: GGT1
Product: gamma-glutamyltransferase 1
Biological process (GO): glutathione catabolic process; regulation of immune system process; regulation of inflammatory response
Cellular component (GO): plasma membrane
Molecular function (GO): glutathione gamma-glutamate hydrolase
Source: RefSeq, a predicted model, not a curated record